AUGUCUGGACGCAAGCUAGGUGGUGGGAGAGUGCUGGGCAGCGGCAAGGGGCUUGCCCCUCCUACUACGCCCGCCAUCCAGAGGGGGAGGGAAAGAGCCUCCAGCCCAUCGGCACCCUCAGACAGCACGCUUUCCAUCGGGUCGCCUGAUGUGUCCUCCAUGUCGCUCGGCACUCCCAGCCCCUUGCCCGGCUUCGCCCAGGAUCUGACCUCCAACAUCAGUGUCGGCGGCCCCAGUAGCGCCGGCCUCGCGAAUAGCAGCAAGCUCGUGUGCCCCAUCUGCAACGAGGAGAUGAUGACACUGCUGCAGCUGAACCGACACAUCGACGAUAAUCACCAGGAGCUUCCCGAGUUCGAACAGGACGAGGUCAAGACUUGGAUCGACAAGCAGGUCCUCAAGGCGAAGCGUUUCCAACCCCUCUCGCUCAUCAACCAGAAGCUCCGUGGGCUCGAAGUCUUUGAGUCCAACGAGUCUUUACCACUUACUCCGCCUACCGCGAUACGGAAUACCAGAUCCCCCGUUCCCGAUUUGCCCGUCGAUCCCGACGAUCUGAUCACUCGGUCACACUGGCAACGCCAAGGCAUCAACGACGCGUGUACCGAACCAGCAUGUGGAAAGAGGCUGGGCGCGGUCAACGGCAGUGUCAACUGCAGGCAAUGCGGCCGCCUUUUCUGCGAGGAACACACCAUGUACCAGAUGAAGCUGUCACGGUCGGCAUCGCACGAGCCUGUGCGGGGAUAUUGGUGCCGAGUGUGUGAAACGUGCUACAAGUCAAGAGAAGGAUACAAUGACCACAACGGCUUGACGAGGGACCACACCAAGGGUUUCGCUGCAAUUCGGAGGAAGAAGGUUGAUAGACAGACCCUGGAGAUCUCCCGGUUGGAGAAGAGGCUCACCAAGCUAACGCAGCUGCUGGCGAAUCCUCCCGAGGAUGGUCUGGCGUCUGGCGGAGGCAGUUUAUUUUCUCCUGUCACCUCACUCACGGCGCAGAGGAAUCAGCGCAAGGCUAUCGAGCAAUCGGUCGUGACCUGGGAGGACGACACGAAGGUGUCCAAGUGCCCAUUCUGUCAGCAAGAAUUCGGGACUUGGACCUUCAGGCGGCAUCAUUGUCGGAUAUGUGGGCGAGUGGUAUGCGCGGACCCUCAGACGGCAUGUUCAACAGAAAUAGGUCUGAACGUUGCCAACCCCACGGCGCCUACAUCAGAGAAACUGGGAGGAGAUUCGAUAAGUAUCGACAUCCGCAUGUGUCGGGAUUGCAAGUUCACCAUCUUUGCGAAGCGUGACUUUGUCGAGUCAGUCGUACACAAGCCGCCGGACCAACGGGCAUACGAGACACUGAGGCAGUUCGAACGUGGCAUACAGCAAUUCCUGCCCAGCUUCCAGCGGGCACUAUUGCCUCUGCAGGACGAGGAUAGUACACCAAGUCACGCACAGAUACAGGAGGCUUCCAAACUCAGGAAGCGACUUACCGACAGCUUCACCAAGUACGAUGUGGCUGCGCGACGAAUUCGUGAUAUGAAGACGGACAGCGCGACCCAGAAACAACUGCAGAAGGCCAUAUAUCAAGCGGCUUCAUCAUUUCUGCACAUGCACAUGCUACCCCUGAAGAACCUCCCGCGGAUGCUGAAGCAUAAUAGCUCAAGCUCUGCCAAAACUCGUCUGCUGGCGAAUGGACACGCAUCGAGCCCACUUCGCAACGAUAGUUUCGAAACAGCCAGCCAGACGAGCGAGAGUAGCACCGUCGUCUCGACAUUGGAGACGGAGGAGAAGGAGCUGCGCGAGCGGUUAAUCGUGCUCGAGGAGCAGAGAUAUAUGGUCCAGAAGAUGAUCAACACAUCGCGGGGCGCGAGACGGUUUGAAGAGGUUAGCGCCCUGACGAGAAACGUGGAAGAACUCGAGAAGGAGAUCGAAGGCGUGAAAGGCAAAGUUUCUGGUGUAGAACAACGGUGGCAGGGGCUGUAUGCUCAAGGCGGUCCCACUAUGACUUGA
Messenger RNA from Anthostomella pinea, 1989 nucleotides. Lineage: Eukaryota; Fungi; Ascomycota; Sordariomycetes; Xylariales; Xylariaceae. The record is from the annotation of a GenBank genome assembly.